Hordeum vulgare subsp. vulgare (domesticated barley) is the source of this 1254-nucleotide messenger RNA. Its product is annotated as homeobox protein Hox-B3. The transcript is spliced from 6 exons. Bases 89 to 1150 code for a protein of 353 amino acids. NCBI's taxonomy places the organism in Eukaryota, Viridiplantae, Streptophyta, Magnoliopsida, Poales, Poaceae. The record is from RefSeq and is a predicted model, not a curated record.
UACGCAAUCCAAAGAAUACAAACCUUGGCUAUAUUCUAGCCAAAAAAGCUCAUCCCGCUGGCUCCUCGUCGGAGCUCACCUCACCACCAUGCUCUUCUCCUCCCUCACGCUGACCUGCGGCCACGCUCCGCUCCCCCUGUUCCGCAAACCACGGCGCUUCAUCCUUGAUAGAACCGCCGCCGCUCCCCAAACCAACGCCUCUCGCUUCACCUUCCUGCCCGGACGGAGAGGAGUAGCAGCGCCGCGCCGGGGCUGGGCUCAAAUCUGCCGGGAUUCCUCCCCGCGGGUUGCCGAUGCGGUGGAGCAGGACAAAGAGAGCAAGAACGACCUAGCGACGGCGACCCUCCCCAAGAUUGGAGGUGGCAGUGGUGGGGGCGUUGGUGGCGGCGGCGGCGGCGGCGGCGGCGGUGGCGGCGGUGGGCAGCUCAGCGACUGGAUAACGUCGGGUUUGCUGUUCGGGAUAUGGGCGGGGCUCAUGUACUACGUCCUGCAGCUCGCACCAAACCAGACGCCAUACAGGGACACAUAUUUCUUGCAGAAGCUUUUAAAUCUUAAAGUCGAUGAUGGCUUUCGAAUGAACGAAGUUCUUGUGUCUCUGUGGUACAUAAUGGGAAUCUGGCCACUGGUGUACAGCAUGUUGCUUCUUCCCACUGGAAGAAGUUCAAAAAGCAAGAUCCCAGUCUGGCCAUUCCUGGUGCUUUCAUGCAUUGGAGGAGCAUAUGCGUUGAUUCCUUACUUUGUUCUGUGGAAACCUCCUCCACCUGCCAUUGAUGAAGAUGAAAUUGGACAAUGGCCAUUAAAAUUUCUCGAAUCUAAAAUAACUGCAGGAGUAAUUUUUGCCGUGGGCCUUGGGCUGAUUAUCUUUGCAGGCAAAGCUGGUGGUGAUGAUUGGCGGGAAUUUUUUCAAUACUUUAGAGAGAGCAAGUUUAUUCAUGCCACGUGUCUUGAUUUUACUUUGCUCUCGACCUUCGCGCCUUUUUGGGUCUACAAUGAUAUGACAUCAAGACGAUGGAAAAAUGGUUCUUGGGUUCUGCCACUGUCACUUGUGCCUUUGCUUGGACCCUCAUUGUAUCUUUUGCUGCGUCCGUCUCUGUCGUCUCUGCUAGGGGCAACCUCUUCAUCAUCUGACAAUGAAGAAUCUCUGAAAUAGCUAGAAUGCAGCCACUGAUCAAUUUUGGCCAUGUGUAAAUGAUACAAAUAAGAAGAACGAUUAAGAUUAAAUUCUGGAAAUUGCAUUCAUCAGCUUGAUCGGGA